Pangasianodon hypophthalmus (striped catfish) is the source of this 3154-nucleotide messenger RNA. It is a transcript of the gene gdf10a, whose product is annotated as growth differentiation factor 10a. Gene Ontology annotation, molecular function: cytokine activity; growth factor activity. NCBI's taxonomy places the organism in Eukaryota, Metazoa, Chordata, Actinopteri, Siluriformes, Pangasiidae. Gene Ontology annotation, biological process: SMAD protein signal transduction; BMP signaling pathway. The transcript has 3 exons. The record is from RefSeq and is a predicted model, not a curated record. Gene Ontology annotation, cellular component: extracellular region. Bases 408 to 1730 code for a protein of 440 amino acids.
AGCCAUAGUGUGCAGUAUAGCAGUAUUGAGUGUGGUCUCAGUGCUGUCAGGUCUGUGUGCUUCUCCCUGCUUGCUGUUGGCUCCUGAGCGCGUGCGCCAGCCUCCAGUGCAGCAUGCGUCCUGAGCCACGUUUUAGUGGCGCUCAGAAGAAACAAGCGCACAUUCAACAGGUUCACCGAGACCCAGCAGAUUCUCUCCUGACCCACUCAUUCAGCACGUCAUCAAAGGAAAAAAACAUCACUACUAAAGCGGAUACCUGUUUAAAUGGACAAUUCGUCAAGUUGGUCACCGGAUGCGCAAUCUAAAAACUUUUCCAAGACUUUGUAGAGUUUUUUUUUUAGUUUGCGCGCUGGUUCUUUGGAAGCUUGUCCAUCUCGAGCGCUUGUGGUUGGUUUGCAUUUGAAACCAUGGCGUUUAAAUGCACCGUUUUGGCGCACCUGCUCCUCUUUUCGAUCAUAUGUGUACUUACUCAUGGAGUGUCAGACUUUGUGCUGGAUGUCGCACCUGAUGAAGUCAGUGACAGCAUGGAAACCGACAGAGUUUCACAGCAUAUGUUCAAACUCUACGAGAAAUACACCAGAGAACCGCACUGGCCAAAAAACACAAAUACUGUGAGAAGUUUUAAAGCCAAGCCUGAAAGCUUGGAGCAAAGAGAUUUGUAUCACCUAAAUCUAACUCUGCUUCAAGAUUCUGAGGUCGUUCUCACCUCCACACUUCACUUCUUUUUUGACAAGCGGCCACGCCAGAGGUCCUGGUUCUGCAAGCGCCUCCGCAGUCCUUCCUGUCGCCUCCAGAACCAGCACUACUUGCCUUCAUUUCAUCUUUUGUUCCGAAGUUGUUCCUCUGAUUCACUUUUGGGCUCAUUGCUUGGGAACAUCACUUUUUACCCACACAGUAGAGGGAUAUGGCAAACCAAGGAUGUGUCUCAAAUUAUAAAGGAAGCAAGACUCAGGAAGCAGGCCAUGAUAACGCUGGAGUUUGACUAUGGCAAAAAAUAUCAGAGGCAUCAGGAGCGCUUGUCAGCCUUCAGCCUGCCAUACAUGCUAGUGCAUGCCAACGACCAAGCCAUAUCAGAGCCCAACAGUGUGGCCAUGAGCUUACAGAGGUAUGACCCAUUCCCUGCGGAUGAGAAGACCACUCAGUCUUCAAACACUUCACCUGAUAUGCGGGUUAAAAGGGACUUGUAUUUUCCUGACCCCAUCCAGAACAAUGAACUUCCUGAAGUGGAGUAUAACAGCUUCACGGAGCAUGAUAAGUGGGAAAGCACUUAUCUAGCACUGAAGCCAAAGCCUUCUAAAAAGGAGCAGAGAAAGAAGGAUCAUGGGAGUGUUGAUGGAACAAACAAGUUAGAGGUUCUCAGCUUUGAUGAGAAAACCAUGAAGAAAGCACGGAGGAGACAGUGGAGAGAGCCGCGUGUCUGUUCCAGGAGGUAUCUGAAGGUGGAUUUUGCAGAUAUUGGCUGGAGUGAAUGGAUCUUGUCCCCUAAAUCCUUUGACGCCUACUACUGCGCAGGAACGUGUGAAUUUCCCAUACCUAAGGUUGUUCGCCCUUCCAACCAUGCAACCAUUCAAAGUAUAGUGAAGACGGUUGGUAUCAUUCCAGGCAUCCCAGAGCCCUGCUGUGUACCUGAAAAAAUGAACCCUCUCAGCGUCCUAUUUCUGGAUGAAGCCAAAAACAUUAUCUUAAAGAACUACCCCGACAUGUCAGUGGAGACAUGUUCCUGUCGAUAGGCUCAGUGGUCAAUGGAAUAACCACAUAUUUGGAGACAUAGUUAUGUGUUGUGGUUACAACACCAAAACGAAAUGUGAAGAUGCAUAGUUGCCACAUACUGUACAGUGCACACUACAAAGUUAUGUUGUUAAGGGCUUUACACACUCUGUGCAUUCAUUCCAAUUUACAGUUGUCUUUAUAAUGAGGAUUUUUUUUAUCUAUAAUGAUGAACUUUGUCUCUGAGAAUACAUUCUGUGUAAAUUUAUUAAGAGAUUGUUUGGUUCACUAGUUAUUGCCUUGCUGCUUUUUGUACGAAAUGGAGUCAUUAUUUGUGAUGGCAAAUGAUGGCAGACAGCAAAGAUUUUGUCAAAAUUCUAUGUAGAGAUAUCCAGGUGGAACAGAGUUUAUUUAAAUUAUGCUUGGAAUAAAAAUGUCCAUAGUAGGAAACAGUGUAGCACUUCUAUUGUGCAACGAGACCAAGCACCAGGUAGUCAAAAUGCUUGGCAUUUAAGUUACUUUAAAUAGUAUAUAAACAUGUACCGCCUUCUGAACUGAGUUUACAUGUCAAUAUAUAUCAUAUAACAUCAGCAGAUACUCCACAGCUAGAGAUUCAGUUUUAAAACUAAUACUGAGGCUUUGAAACCAGGCUUCGGUUUCAAGACUGUUAAGCAUUGAGCUAACAAUAAGCCACUCAUAUUUAAACGUUUUCCUUGGAAUAUUUCCAAGUGGUUGUGUGUCAGAAGUAGACUACUCACCAAGGGCACCAAUGUGUUAAAUCAUCCUCAGACAGCUUGUGUUACUUUUAAAAAUGUAAUCCAAGAGUUCAGAGACACUAUAGGGGAUUAUGAGUAUGAAUGGGAAUGUAUUAUCUCCUUAUCCAUGUCUACAUAACAGUAUUUAAUAAUUGACCUAAGUGUGAAAUAUUUGGGUUGAAUGUGUUUGUAUACAAAACAUAUAAGGUCAGUGUUUCAGUAUGAUAUAUGUUAGAAAAUGUAUUUUUGUACAUGUGGGUUUUUUUUUAAAUUAUGAACUGAAAUUAGUUAUAUGUAUAGUGAUAUAUAGAAUUUAAAAAAGAGUCUUGAUUUUGUAACAGCAUAUUGAUAUUUACUGUUAAAAGCAGGUUCUAUUGAGAAGCUUUUGUUGUACAGAUCUCUGAAAACAUGUGAAGAGGGUCAACAUUGAUUGCUCUCUGAAAGCACCCUUCUCCACUUCGACAUCAAAGAAAAGGAUAGAUGAGUCCUCGCUUCUCCUAGUCGACGUUUCAAACCCACUUCAAGAGCACCGGGUCUUUGAGAGCAGGAUGUUAACGUUUUUCUCCCAACAAAUGAUGUCACUCCUUUCAAACACACUCAAGACAUUGUCAUCUGCAGCAGACCAGAGAAGCUAAUGAUUUAUUUGAACAUUAGCCAGUUAGUCAGUGCUACGAAUAAAAAAGUAAAAUGAA